AUGUUUACCAAUACAGUGACCUUUAGACAAACUUUGUACAAAUAUAGUAUUAGGCACAAGUUUUCAUACAAGUUUAAGAAGAACAAUACGAAAAAGGUCAUUGCUAAGUGCAAGGUUGAGGGAUGUCCAUGGAAUAUUACAGCAUAUUUAAUAGGAAAGCAUAGUGACUUUUUGAGGGUAACAAGAUUCAAUGGCGAGCACAUCCACAAUGCACAGGACAAGCUUAUUGUUUCAUACUGGACAAGAGCAAAUUCAACUUCACCGAUCAUUGCUGAUACUUUGAGGUCUACUAUAGACAAGAGUAUGAAUGAAAUUAGAAGAGACUUGUAUAGAGAGUAUGAUGUGCGAUUGACAUACGGUCAAGCAUAUAGGGAAAGAGGAAAAGCAUUGCAAGAUAUACAUGGUUGUCGACACAUACUUUAUAUAGAUGGAUGCUUUCUAAACGGUCUAUACAAGGAAACAUUGUUAGCAACUUCUACUUAUGACGUGGACAAUGACCUAUUUCUGCUAGCAUAUGCUAUUGUGAGUGGGGAAAUAGUUGAAGAUUGGUCUUGGUUUCUUAGAAAUUUCAAAGAUAUCACAAGAUCAAUUGAAAUAACAUUAGGUUUUGAUAGGCAUAAUGCCAUUAUUGGGGCUGUGCAAGCUAUUUUUGGUGGCGAGAGACAUGCAUAUUGCUACCGUCAUGUGAAGGAAAAUUUUAGUGCUAAGUAUGUAAAAAUCAAUAGAGGUCAAAGGAGGACAUCAGGGAAUAGUAAGGAGGCUGCACUAAAAUUGCUUGAUGCAGUUGCUUAUCCUAGGCAUGAGGAAGAAUUUAAUAUUGCUAUGAGGAACCUUAGAUUGUUCAAUCCACAAUUGGCACAAUAG
Prosopis cineraria is the source of this 864-nucleotide messenger RNA. RefSeq lists its product as uncharacterized. The record is from RefSeq and is a predicted model, not a curated record. NCBI's taxonomy places the organism in Eukaryota, Viridiplantae, Streptophyta, Magnoliopsida, Fabales, Fabaceae. The coding region runs from base 1 to 864 and encodes 287 amino acids. The transcript is spliced from 2 exons.